Messenger RNA from Trematomus bernacchii (emerald rockcod), 2066 nucleotides. Its product is annotated as beta-1,4 N-acetylgalactosaminyltransferase 2-like. The record is from RefSeq and is a predicted model, not a curated record. The transcript has 12 exons. NCBI's taxonomy places the organism in Eukaryota, Metazoa, Chordata, Actinopteri, Perciformes, Nototheniidae. Gene Ontology annotation, biological process: UDP-N-acetylglucosamine metabolic process; UDP-N-acetylgalactosamine metabolic process. Gene Ontology annotation, molecular function: hexosyltransferase activity. Gene Ontology annotation, cellular component: Golgi membrane. Bases 167 to 1612 code for a protein of 481 amino acids.
UGUCGGGCACAUCGUAUUGUCACAGCUCAUCACAUGGUCACAGCUCUGUUUCAGGUGUGCCAGCCCUCAGGUUCACAGGAUAACAUCAACGCAGCUCACAGACAGGUUUAACACAGGUCUGAAGUGCGCUAAGACGAAGACACCUGGAGUAUUGUUUAACCAUCAGAUGGCUCUUUGUAAUGCAGCAACACUUCAGACUGCUACUCUUGGGUGUGUGUUGGUGUGUGUUCUUUCAUAUCUGUAUUUAAAUGGGAAUGUUGGAGGUCCUGAAGCCAACCCACUUCCCUCACAACAUACAAAGAGGUUGCUAGCCGGGAAUCAACUUCCCUCAAAGACGGCAUGCACCUGUUCUCCAGGUUCAGAGCAACUCAAAGACUUCUUGCCUCCAGAUUCUGAGGAGCUGUUAAAACGCAGAGCAAAGGAGUUGCAACAACACAAAGCCAGGACUGAGUCUGUGUUAUCCACACUGCUGUAUGCUCCGUCUAACUCUCCCCUGCAGUACCCUAUCCAGGGUUUCAAAGUACGACCUAUGACCCCCACCUUCAUCCCAGGUCUAGAACUGCAUGCAGAACAAAGAAGCAACUACACGGUCUCCUUGGAAGUGUCGGAAGGAAUCCUGAGAACAACUAUUCCAGCUAAAGGAGUGCAGAUAAACGUGACAGGUAAUGGUGAGAGCCGACUGAUGGUGGAGUCCAGCAGCCUGGAGGCCCUCAAUGAGCUGCUGGCUGAUGUGUCCUAUACCAGCACUAUUUACCACAUACACACCGGAGACCUCGCAACCUUCCAGUUUGAGGACCAUGAAGCUGUGUUUCCCAUUACCAUCAAACAGCCUCAACCUCCAGUCCUGUACGACAUGGGAAAAGAUAUCAACUCUCAAGUCACCAUCAUCACAAAGACGUUCCUGCGCUACCCAGAACUCAAUGCGUUGUUGAAAACCAUCAGAGAAUUCUACAAAGACAUUGAAAUCAUCAUUGCAGAUGACAGCAUAAAACCAGAGAAAAUUACAGGACCUCACAUCCAACAUUUCAUCAUGCCUCAAGCUAAGGGCUGGUUUGCUGGCAGGAACCUGGCGGUCUCCCAGGUCACCACCAAGUACUUCCUGUGGGUGGACGAUGACUUCCUGUUUACCAAAUUGACCAAAAUUGAAGAGCUGGUGAAGGUGAUGGAGGCGGUCCCAGAACUGGACGUGCUUGGCGGUAAAGUAGGAGGAGACCAGUUUUAUUUCUCUCUCAUCUAUGAGGAAGGAGACGAAGUGGAAGGUGGCUGCAUGUACAGGAAGUCCAGAGGGAAGUUCCACUCUCUUCCUGGUUACCCACAAUGCUCAGUGGUCAGUGGGGUGGUCAACUUCUUCCUGGCUCGUACAGAUGCCGUACAGAGGGUGGGAUUCGACCCUAAGCUCAAGAGGGUAGCACACUCAGAGUUCUUUAUGGAUGGCCUGGGCUCCUUGAUGGUGGCAACAUGUGGCCAUGUGUCUGUUUCCCAUCAGGCCAGACUUAAACACAAGGACACCAAGCUCUACAAAGAGUUCAGAUACCCUCCAAAGAGUGAUGUGACCUCAAAGCUGCAGCUUCACUUCUUCAAAAAUCACCUGAAAUGUAUACUCUAUGGAUAGAAGACCACUAGAGGACAAUGUUUAUCAGUAUCCUUUUUUAAAUAUCAAUAGUCUGUAUACAUAUAUCAAUGAUACAAGAAACAUUUUCUUUACUUGACAUGUUUUGUCCGUGUAGAUUAAAGUGUCAGUGAUAGCACUACUUUUGUCUUACCUGACUUCAAAGACAAAUGAACCGCCACUAAAAUGCUUACUUGUUUUUAUACUGAAUCCUUCACCACAAUUUCCCCUGUUUUUUGACUGUACUACCGCAUUAUCCUGUGUGUCAAUUUCCAUUUCGAUUACUUUGUUUAGCGUCACCAGUAUUUAUAAACCUUUAUGAUAUGUGUAAUAUGUAAUGUAAAGCGCAUUGAGCAUUUGGAAAAGUGCUCUAAUAAAUGUAAUGAAUUAUUAUUAUGAUUAUUUAUCUUGCCAAAGAAAUGUUUUUUAAGCUUCUAAAUAAACUGUUCAAAAGUAA